AUGGUGGCGUGGUCUCUCCUGGCUACCAUCGUCGAAAGCAUCGAGCUCGCAGCCGAUGCUGACAACGACCUUCUGUUCCUGGCCUGGGACAACCCCCUGUUUUCGGGCUCGCUCGUGGACUACGCGACAAUUUGCCCAACGGUUUUCAGCGCCCUCGUCCUCGCUGCAUACGCCAUGUGCAGCGGUCCCAGCACCUUCAACCUGCUUGUGUGUGCCUCCCGUGGUGUCAUCCGUGGCAUCUCGGGCUCGCCAGUCUGGCACGCACUCGUCAAGGGAGAUCUGCUUGGGUUGGUACUCCUCGCUCUGGGGACUACCUUCGAUAUGACGCUCUCGCUGAUCCGUCCUCAAUGGGCCGAUCGCAUAUACGCCGACCUUGCCAUCCACCGGGAUGUGCCAGUCGUCGUAGCGAUUCUCCUUCCAUCCGCGCUUGUGGUAGGCUGCUUCAUUGUGGCUCCAUCUUUGCUUGCCUACGGGUCCGGAAUGUUUGGUGUAUUCAUGGACAACACCGGUAUGCAGUCUCCAGGAUGCUACAAUCUUGGAUACCCAGGCGUUCCGUUCCCGUACUCAGGGCAACGCGAAGUCGCUUUCCGACGUCUCUUUUGCGAGGGAGAGCUCGCCGGAUUCGAACUCGCGGACUGGUGGAAGGAAUUUGUAGAGACCCAGCUCUAUAACUGGGAGCUGUUCCAACUCGUCGCCUUUACCACGGUAUUGGCUGUCGUUGCCAUCGUUUUCAUUGCGGAAUGGGCCUUCAUCGAAAUCCAGCGUGACAGCGCCUCUGUUACCUGGCUCGACACCCUGAUCUCCGCCCCAGCGACAGACAAUGGCGAUACCGUUGCCAACAAAGUUGGAACACCCGUCGAAUCCCGACCAUCUGGCACUCAUCACGACGCCGACCAGACCAUCGUCAGCACGGCCAGCAGCAGCAGCAGCACCACCACCACCACCACCACAAAGGAUGCCGCCACCGAAACUGACGCCGACAACAGCCUCGCCGUGAUGAACCAGAUGGAGUCCCGUAUCAGGGACCUCGAGUGUGUCAACAGCACCACUGCCUCUCGCCUCCAGGCUGAGACCUACGACUUAGCCUACGAACUGAUGACCAAGAAUCAGUCUCUGUUGACCACGCAAGAGGAAUGUGCCGACCUUAAGUCACUCCUGGCCCAGCAAAGAGAGCUGCACCAAACCCAAGAGGCCAGGAUGACGAGCCUGCAGCAGCAAAACGCAGCUCUCGUAUCAUCCAACGACGCUCUGCAGGCACAGGUCAACGCACAGUCCCUGGAACUUCAACAAGCGGCCCAACAACUUGUUGCGGCACCCGUCGUCACGCCAGUCAAAGCGCCGGUUGUCACCACUCCUGUCCAGGAGUUGGAGGCACCGGUUGUGGCGACCUCCGUGAUGAUGGUCGAUUCCCGGCCACCGCCCGCCCACUACCACCACCACCACUACCACCAUGGGGCUCUGCGUUCAGACAAGCGACAGGCGGCGCUGCUCAGACGCCAACUCCAGCAAGCACGCCGCCAGAGACGCAACCUCAUCGCCGGGAACUCGAAAUGCCGCGAGCAAUUGUCCGCUCAGGAACGCGCCGUCGACGAUGCAACCAUGGCCUUGAAGGCCCAGACGGAAGCUGUCUGCCGACUGACGGAACGGAAUGAGGUCCAACUUCGAACGAUUGCCGCUCUGGAGAUGGAAAACAAUGAACGGGAUGCCGAAGUCGUUGACUUUGAGAAACAGCACGAUGCAUACGUGGCUGACCUCAAGCAGCGGCUUUCGGACCAGACCGCCAUGGAAAAGCUGCGCAGCCAAGUCGAAGCCGCUGCGAAAAAGGAAAAGGACCAUAACAGCAACGACGAAAAGAAGGACUCUGAACUCAAGCUGGUAGAGUCCAUGUAUACCGCGUUCCUGGAAGAACGGGACGAAGAUAUCGUGAAGAAGGAUGAGGAUAUCCAACGAAAGGAUAAUGAGAUCCAGAAGCUUACGGAGAGCAAGGAUGUUCUCUCUCAGGAGCUCGAGCAGAGCAAGCAAGAGCUCGAACAGAGCAAGCAGAAGCUCGAGCAGACCACAAAGGACUACAAUGUCCAGAGAGCGCAGGUUCUCAAAAACGCCAACACCAUUGAGAAACUGCGCCGCCGGGUACAGCAAGAGGGACAAGCCGUUCCAGGAGGCCAGCCAAUUCCUCGAGGAGCACCACAGCCAACCAAAGAGGAGCCGCACAAUUAG
This is a messenger RNA of Nannizzia gypsea CBS 118893, 2217 nucleotides long. RefSeq lists its product as hypothetical. The transcript has 4 exons. NCBI's taxonomy places the organism in Eukaryota, Fungi, Ascomycota, Eurotiomycetes, Onygenales, Arthrodermataceae. The record is from RefSeq and is a predicted model, not a curated record. Bases 1 to 2217 code for a protein of 738 amino acids.